Molecule: messenger RNA, 393 nt
Organism: Coffea eugenioides
Lineage: Eukaryota; Viridiplantae; Streptophyta; Magnoliopsida; Gentianales; Rubiaceae
Exons: 3
Coding region: 1-393 (130 amino acids)
Source: RefSeq, a predicted model, not a curated record
AUGGGCAAGUGGAUUCUUCUCAGAGUUGGACCGGUGAAAAUUCUCUUCUUGAUGGUGGAUCGAAGUGCCAAAGUGCUAAAGAGUUUGGCUAGUGUUGAACCAGAUUAUCACCGAGUUACAUGGCAACGAGGAAUUGAUCCGGCCUCUACUCUUCAGUUUGUGACACUUCGCGUGGGUGAUUACCUCGAUUUCAUUAACCCAGAGGCACUCCCGAUUGCGGAAGUUGGUCAAACAGAUUAUGCACAUUGUACCUGGACGGAUGUUAAAGAUGAUCUUCCACCUGACGCUGUUGUCCCUUUUAAGCUUACUGAAUCUCGUACUUACUACUUCGCAUCUGAUCCUUUUUUCUGUUACAAAGGGUUGAAGUUUGAGGCCCAAGUUUAUCCAGCAUAA